This is a messenger RNA of Verticillium alfalfae VaMs.102, 1785 nucleotides long. RefSeq names its product gamma-glutamyltranspeptidase. Lineage: Eukaryota; Fungi; Ascomycota; Sordariomycetes; Glomerellales; Plectosphaerellaceae. The coding region runs from base 1 to 1785 and encodes 594 amino acids. The transcript is spliced from 2 exons. The record is from RefSeq and is a predicted model, not a curated record.
AUGCCGUUGAGCCCCGCGCACAUGCUCACGCCCCAGGCGGCCGAGUUCACGCGCUUCCCCAGCAGGAGGAGCGUCGUCCACAGCACCAAGGGCAUUGUCAGCUGCACCCAGCCUCUGGCGGCCAAGUGCGGCCUCGAGGUCCUGCACGCCGGUGGCAAUGCUGCUGAUGCUGCUGUCGCCGUUGCCGCCGGCCUCAACAUGACAGAGCCGUGUUCCACCGGCAUCGGCGGGGACAUGUUCAUCCUCUACUACGAUGCCAAGACGGGCAAGGUCUCGGCCAUGAACGGCUCCGGCCGCUCGGGCAACAAGUGCACGCUCGAGACGGUCAGGAGAGAUCUCGGCCUCGCCGACGGCGCCUCGGGCAAGAUCCCCUCCAAGAGCGUCCAUGCCGUGACCGUGCCCGGCGCCGCUGCUGGCUGGGUGGACACGGUUGAGCGCUUCGGCAGUGGCAACCUGGCUCUCGACAAGAUUCUGGCGCCCGCCAUUGAGCUCGGCGAGAAGGGUUUCCCCGUAUCUGAUAUUACCGGCUACUAUUGGACCUCAGCAGAAUCUAUCCUGCGCGAGGCGUCUCCCAACUAUGGCGAGAUGCUCAAGAAGGAUCCCUCAGCCAAGGACGGCGUGCGAGCCCCUCGACCCGGCGAGAUCAUGAAGAACCCCGACCUCGCCAGGACGUUCCGUGCCCUGGCGGCCGAGGGAAAGAAAGGCUUCUACCAGGGCCGCAUCGCCGAGGAGUACGUCAAGGUGUGCAGGGACCUUGGCGGCCACAUCGACCUCGAUGAUCUCGCCCAUCACCUCGAGACCGGCAGCGAGCCCGUCGAGCCCAUCUCGUUGAAGCUCCAGCACGGUGGCUUCCACGAUGACGGCGUCGAGGUCUGGGAACACCCCCCCAACGGCCAGGGCAUCGUCGCGCUCAUGGCUCUUGGCAUUCUCCAGGAGCUCCAGAACCAGGGCACGAUUCCCAAGUGGAAGCCCGAGGACCACAACACGGCGCCCUACCUGCACGCCAUCAUCGAGGCCCUGCGUCUCGGUUUCACCGAUGCGCAGUGGUACGUCACGGAUCCCAACGUCGAAAAGGUGCCGGCGGCGGGCCUCACUGCUCCCGAGUACCUCGCCGAACGCGCCAAGCUCUUCGACGCCACCAAGGCGGCGGCGUCGGUCGAGCGCGGCACCCCGCCGACGAUCCCGUCGCCGGCGCUGCACAGCAGCGACACGGUCUACUUUGCCGUGUCCGACGCCGACGGCAACGCGGCGUCUUUCAUCAACAGCAACUACGACGGCUUCGGUACGGGCAUCAUCCCGCGCGGCUGCGGCUUCACGCUGCAGAACCGCGGCUCCAACUUUAGCCUUGACGCCGGCCACCCCAACCGGCUGGCGCCCCGCAAGCGGCCCUACCACACCAUCAUCCCCGGCAUGGUGACCAACCUCGCCGACGGGUCCCUGCACAGCGCCUUUGGCGUCAUGGGCGGCUUCAUGCAGCCGCAGGGCCACGUCCAGGUGCUGCUCGGCCAGCUCGUCGGCGGCCUCAACCCGCAGCAGACGCUCGACGCGCCGCGCGUGUGCAUCGACUUUGACUGGAACGUCAACGUCGAGGAGGGCAUGCCCGCCGAGACGAUCGAGGGCCUCAAGAAGCUCGGUCACAAGGUCAAGGUGCUCACCGGCAACGAGAGGGGGCUGUUUGGCCGCGGCCAGAUCAUCCGCCACACGGUCGAUCCGCUGGAGGACACGGGCAUCUGGUCAGCUGGCAGCGAUAUGCGCGGCGACGGUGCAUCAUACCCGGCAUGGUAA